AUGGUCAGAGGAAAGAUACACAGAUAUCUUGGAAUGACUUUGGAUUUCUCGGUGAAAGGAAAACUCAAGAUCCGCAUGGACGACUAUGUCAAGAACAUGUUGGAAGACUUUCCUAUCAAGUUCAACAAGGAUUCAAAGCAGGAAACACCAGCUGGUAACGAUUUACUGGAAGCUGGGAAAGGAAAGUUACUCAAUGCUGAGUACCGUCAAAUCUUUCAUACUACUGUUGCAAGGGGACUUUAUGUCUCUAAGAGAGCUCGUUUGGAUAUCCAUCCAACGAUUACUAUUCUUGCCUUGAGAGUUCGAGAACCUACAGAGUCUGAUUAG
This is a messenger RNA of Cylindrotheca closterium, 327 nucleotides long. Lineage: Eukaryota; Bacillariophyta; Bacillariophyceae; Bacillariales; Bacillariaceae. The record is from the annotation of a GenBank genome assembly.